AUGGGAAAGAAGCAAGGAACCCCUGCCUAUGUCCUGGGCGUUGGCAUGACGAAGUUCAUCAAGCCACGCGGCAAGGUCGACUAUCAUGAGCUAGGCUAUGAGGCUGGCAUCAAAGCCAUGCUCGACGCCAAGAUUAACUACGAUGAUGUUGACCAGGGUGUAGCAUGCUACGUUUACGGCGACAGCACCUGCGGCCAGCGCGUCUUCUACCAGUUCGGCCAGACCAGCAUCCCAAUCUACAACGUCAACAACAACUGUUCGACUGGUUCGACUGGCCUCGCCAUGGCCCGCACUAUGGUUUCCCACGGUGCUGCGGAUUGUGUGCUGGUCGUCGGCUUCGAGAAGAUGAACCCCGGUAGCUUGCAAUCCAUGUACAAUGAUCGCGAGAACCCAACGGGACUGUUUGGAAUGAUGAUGGCCGAGACGCGCGGUGUGACGAACGCGCCUGGUGCCGCACAAAUGUUCGGAAACGCCGGUGUGGAAUACAAGGAGAAGUACGGUGCUAAGAACGAGGACUUCGCCGAGAUCGCUCGCGUCAACCACGAGCACUCCAAGCGCAACCCCUACUCGCAAUUCCAAACCGAAUACACCCACGAGCAGAUUAUGAAGGCACCCAUGAUCCACGAGCCUCUGACCAAGCUACAGUGCUGCCCAACCUCGGAUGGUGGUGCUGCCGCCGUUAUUGUCUCGCAGGACUUCCUUGAUGCGCGACCCCACCUGAAGGAACAUGCGAUCCUCAUCGCUGGCCAGUGCCUCGCCACUGAUACCGAUACAGUCUACAGCAAGAGCUCGAUUGACCUGAUGGGCUUCGGCAUGUCGCGCCAGGCAUGCCGCACUGCCGUGGCCGAGGCCGGCGUCAAUGUCAAGGAUAUCAAGGUCUGCGAGCUGCAUGAUUGUUUCUCGGCCAAUGAAAUGAUUACUAUCGAUGCGCUGGAGCUAUGUGAACCCGGUCAGGCCCAUGAGAUGGUCCGCCGUGGUGAUAUCACGUAUGGCGGAAAGAUGGUUAUCAACCCAUCCGGCGGUCUCAUCUCCAAGGGUCACCCGCUUGGUGCCACAGGAAUUGCCCAAUGUGCUGAGCUAGUCUGGCACCUGCGUGGUUGGGCCAACAACCGUCUGAUUGACGGUACUUCCGCGGCACUGCAACACAACCUCGGUCUGGGUGGUGCCGUUGUCGUGACCGUCUACAAGCGUGCUGAUGGCAAGGUCGCCACCGCCGUGCCUUCGGACGUUGUUGGCAAGAUCAACGGUCUGGGCUACAACCCAGCCGUGGAGGCCAAGGGCUUCACUGCCGAGCAGGCCAAGUCCGUCGUGAGCAAGAACCACACUUCUGAGUAUGCCCUGUCAGAUACCCAAGAGCGGGUCCUUGCCAGAUUCUAG
Messenger RNA from Penicillium egyptiacum, 1377 nucleotides. NCBI's taxonomy places the organism in Eukaryota, Fungi, Ascomycota, Eurotiomycetes, Eurotiales, Aspergillaceae. The record is from the annotation of a GenBank genome assembly.